UUAAUGUGCACUAUAAUUUCAGUACGUACAAUAGGAGGGGGAGGGGGAGGGAGAGAGUUUGACCUUUUCAAGUUUUCUGGAUCUAGGGUUUUCUCCUAAUCGUCACAAUACACUCGAACACCAGUACCAUUACAUUCGAUUUUAAACCUAGCUCUCGCAUUCUGAAUAAAAGUGUGGAGACGUCAAGAAAAUUCAAGAAUUCAACCAUCGUCAACGAAAAUCAAUCUUCGCCGCAAUCUUGAUUUAAAAACCCUAAAUUUCUGUAUAGAUCCCGUGAUUUCAUCAGCAACCGAUCUUUUUUUUUUUGUUAAAUCUGGAAAUAUCGGACAGAUGAAUUUCAAAGAGAACUAUCGGAGAGAAGGGGGUUUCCAAAUUUCUGGACCGAUUGGUUGAUUGAUUUACUGAAUGAUUGAUGUUCCCCAAAUUUUACACAACCACAUUGAAGUAGUGAAUCAAUUUGGGAAAGAAUUUUGAAUUUGUUCGUUAACCCUUUUCCUAUUGGAGGGUAAAAGAAUGUACCGAAAAUUGGUGGCGGUGUACGAAGGGGAGAGGGUGCUCGGUGAGGCGGAGUUGCACCCACCAGAUGUCGUUUUGGGGAACGAGCUUAGGGAAAUUCGGAUAUCACACUAUUCACCACCCAGUGAGAGGUGUCCGCCGCUUGCCGUGCUUCACACCAUAAACGCCACCGGAAUAUGCUUCAAACUGGAAUCUACGGCCAAGAAUCAGGACUCGCCGCUUUCUCUUUUGCAUGCUACCUGUCUCAGAGAUAACAAGACUGCUGUGGCAUCCGUUGGAGGAGGGGAGAUUCAAUUAGUUGCCAUGCAUUCUAGGAAGUGUGAAGGGCAAUACCCGUGCUUCUGGGGGUUUAAUGUGGCAUCAAGCCUGUACAAUUCCUGCCUUGUCAUGCUGAAUCUCAGAUGUCUUGGCAUUGUAUUUGAUCUUGAUGAAACACUCAUAGUUGCCAACACAAUGCGCUCAUUUGAGGAUAGGAUAGAAGCAUUGCAGCGGAAAAUAAAUUCUGAGUCUGAUCCACAGCGUGUUGCUGGCAUGUUAGCGGAGGUUAAACGUUAUCAGGAUGAUAAAAGCGUUUUGAAGCAAUAUGCAGAAAGUGAUCAGGUUAUUGACAAUGGAAAGGUUGUCAAGUCGCAGUCUGAGGUGGUUCCAGCGUUGUCAGAGACUCAUCAACCUAUUGUUCGCCCACUUAUACGACUUCAGGAUAGAAAUAUUAUUCUUACUCGCAUUAAUCCACUGAUACGUGAUACAAGUGUUCUUGUGAGGUUAAGACCUGCAUGGGAGGAUCUCAGAAGUUACUUGACUGCUAGAGGUCGAAAGCGCUUUGAAGUUUUUGUUUGCACAAUGGCUGAAAGAGAUUAUGCUUUAGAAAUGUGGAGACUUCUUGACCCUGAAUCAAAUUUGAUAAACUCGAGGGAGCUUUUGGACCGCAUUGUGUGUGUCAAGUCUGGCUUAAGGAAAUCACUUUUCAACGUUUUCCAAGCUGGAAAUUGCCAUCCUAAGAUGGCAUUAGUCAUUGAUGAUCGCUUAAAAGUAUGGGAUGAGAAAGAUCAACCACGAGUCCAUGUUGUCCCUGCAUUUGCUCCGUAUUAUGCUCCUCAAGCUGAAGCCAAUAACACUGUCCCUGUGCUCUGUGUUGCAAGAAAUGUAGCCUGCAAUGUCAGAGGUGGUUUCUUUAAAGAAUUUGAUGAUGGUUUGCUGCCACGAAUUUCUGGAGUUGCAUAUGAAGAUGAUAUGAGGGAUGUGCCUUCUUCACCUGAUGUCAGUAACUACUUGAUUUCAGAGGAUGAUCCUUCAGCUUCCAGCGGAAACAAAGAUUCCCUUGGUUUUGAUGGGAUGGCAGAUGCUGAAGUGGAAAGGAGACUAAAGGAGGCAACAUCUGCAUCUUCAACCGUUCCUCUGCCAAUUCCUAAUUUAGAUCCAAGAAUCACCCCAGCGCUCCAUUAUGCAGUACCAUCUUCUUCUUUUACAGUUCCACCACAAACAAUACACGGCUCAGCAAUGUCUUUUCCUGGUCAGCAAUUAUCUCAAGUGACCACACUUCUCAAACCACCAUUAGCUCAGCUUGGACAGGCAGAAACGACCUUGCAAAGUUCUCCUGCAAGGGAAGAGGGUGAAGUGCCAGAAUCAGAAUUAGAUCCCGAUACAAGAAGGAGAUUGCUGAUUUUGCAACACGGUCAAGACAUGAGGGAACACCCCCCUUCUGAAUCUCAGUUUCCUGCUCGGCCCUCCAUGCAAGUGUCUGUACCAAGAGUGCAGCCACGUGGUUGGUUUCCAGUAGAAGAAGAGAUGAGCCCGAGGCAACUUAACCAGGUGCCACCACCCAAUGCAGAAUCUAUUCCUAUUGACAAAAAUCGGGCCCGUCAUCCACCUUUUCUUCACAAAGUGGAGCCUCCUAUCCCUCCAGGUAGAGUUCUUGAAAACCAGAGGACACAGAAGGAGGCACUUCCAAGAGGAGAUCAAUUAAGGUUAAAUCAAUCACUGCCUGAUUUUCAUUCUUUUUCAGGUGAAGAUGGUUCUGUAAAUGAGCCAUCUUCAGCAAACAAAGAUCUUGAUCUUGAAGCUGGUCAAAUCGAUCCCUAUACUGAGACAUGUACUGGAGCACUGCAGGAUAUUGCAUUUAAGUGUGGGGCAAAGGUGGAGUUCAAGCAAGCUCUAGUAUCGAGCACAGAACUGCAGUUCUUUGUAGAGGUUUUGUUUGCAGGCGAGAGAAUCGGUGAAGGAGUUGGUAGAACAAGAAGGGAAGCGCAGCGUCAGGCUGCUGAAGGAUCUCUUUUGUGUUUAGCUGAUAAAUACUUAUCGCAGCUUAGGCCUGAUUCCAGCCAUGUAACUGGGGAUGGGAGUAGGUUUGCUAAUCAAAAAGAUAAUGGUGUCCUCAGUGAUACCAGUUCUUUCGGACAUCAGUCAAUGCUCAAGGAGGGGGCUGUACCCUUUUCAGCAGCACCAACACCAAGGAUUCUAGAUCCACGGAUUGAGGCCUCCAAGAAGCCAAUGGGUUCCAUUUCUGCUCUUAAAGAGUUAUGCAUGACGGAGGGCCUUGGUGUAGCAUUCCAAACUCAACCUCAGUUUUCAGCUAAUCCGGGUCAGAAAAAUGAAGUCUAUGCUCAGGUUGAAAUUAAUGGGCAGGUAUUGGGCAAGGGAAUUGGGCUAACAUGGGAUGAAGCUAAAUCGGAGGCUGCUGAAAAGGCUCUUGGAGCCUUGAAAUCCAUGCUCGGUCAGUUUCCUUACAGGCAUCAGGGUUCUCCAAGAUCUGCGCAGGGUAUGCCAAACAAAAGGGUAAAACAAGAGUUCUCUCGAGUUCCUCAGCGAAUGCCGUCAUCUGGCAGAUAUCCAAAGAAUGGAUCUCCUGUACCAUAAGCCUCUGCAUCCAUUUCCUGAUUUUGUUGUAUAGCAUGAGCCCAUAAUUCUACAACAUACAUGACAAAUUUUGUAAACGGGAGUCAGCUGAGGAUCAAGUCCUGCCAAUCGGCUGGUGCUAGCUUUUUGCUUCCUGUAAGAGCUUACUGAAGCAGAACCACUAUCGUACUACUAACUGCUGGAAGCCUGAGCAACUGAUCACCUCCAAUUGAAAGAUUUACAUCUUUUGCGAUCUUCAGGAAUUGUUGUGUCUUCAUUUUUGGCCCUUAAAAGCAUGCCCAUUUUAGACGUCAUGCCUGCAAUGAAGAAGUGGUUUGAAUGCUCAAAUGAGCAGGCAACUAAAAGGGCAAGCAUCGGUUUGUCGCACUGAUAAGGGGAAUCCCAUGACUUCCGAUAUAGGAUGUGCUAACUUUGUCGCCAACCCUCUUUAAUCGUUUUCGUUGUUGAGUUGCUGAAAUGGAAUGAGAGGGAUUUUUGGAUUAGAAAUUUAGGCGGCGAUGCAUUACGUACAGAUCAGAUGUAUACAGUUUUAUUAAUGCUAUACAGAUUUUGUUUCUUGACUAA
Molecule: messenger RNA, 3933 nt
Organism: Sesamum indicum (sesame)
Lineage: Eukaryota; Viridiplantae; Streptophyta; Magnoliopsida; Lamiales; Pedaliaceae
Product: RNA polymerase II C-terminal domain phosphatase-like 1
Molecular function (GO): RNA polymerase II CTD heptapeptide repeat phosphatase activity
Source: RefSeq, a predicted model, not a curated record